GUGUUCGGGCACGGCUCGGUGUCGGUGCUGGACGGAGGGUUGAAGAACUGGCUGGCUGAGGGUCACCCGGUGACCUCCGACUGCAGCAAGCCGGAGCGGAGAGACUUCCAGGCGGAGCUCAAUCAGUCCUGGGUGAAGAGCUUUGAAGAUGUGAUGGAGAACAUCAAGACCAAGAAGGUCCAGGUGGUGGACUCCAGACCUGCCGGCUGGUUCCAGGGAACCGAACCAGAAGCCAAGGAAGGUGUUCUUCCUGGACAUUUCCCAGGAGCGAUCAACAUACCCUUUACAUGUUUCCUGGAUUCCUCCGGAAAGUAUCACAACACUGAUACUUUGGGAAAACUCUUCAAGGAGGCUGGAGUGGACCUGAAAAAGCCGCUCUGGGCUUCCUGCAGUUUGGGAAUCACAGCGUGUCAUGUCGUUCUGGCUGCUCAGCGGCUUGGACUCUCUGAUGUCGGUCUGUAUGAUGGAUCCUGGACAGAAUUCUUUCAAAGAGCCCCUCCAGAGUACAUCAUUUCAGAGGGGGGUGGAAAGAAGGUUUAAUGUUUUCCUGGCUUCUCUCUGGACUGUACUUUGAAUGCACCACCAAAACUUAAUUUUGUCAUUUUAUAAGAAGAUUAGUUGGCAAAUAAGAUGAUUUAUGGUUGAAAUAUCUUACUUCGAGUGGAUAAUAUCUAAUUAUCUUAUUUUAAGGGCAAAAUAAUUAAUUCCUUUGCAGAAGUAUGUAAUACAAGUUCAUAAAGUCAUUAGUUAUUAAGGGUAGUAUUUUUCAUAUGAACUUGUAUGGCAUCCUGUUCUUUAUCAACAGGGUUCAGUGUGAAAUUGGCCUACCCUUUUCAGCUGAUAUAGCAUCACCUCUUCCCAAAAGAAUGUGAGAAGUGCUGCUGUGUUUUGCUGGAAAGAUGUAGGCAUGUCAGAAUGACAAUGAUACUUGUUUAGAUGAAGGAAUACCAGCAAAUAGGCUUAAUUUCUACAUGGAAAUGAGAUGAUUCUCAAUGGCGCUGCUGCAGAAUUUUUUAUUUUUUUUUGCCAAGAGUAUCACAGCUCUUGUUACUCUAAAUGGUGU
Messenger RNA from Cyprinodon variegatus (sheepshead minnow), 1063 nucleotides. RefSeq names its product 3-mercaptopyruvate sulfurtransferase-like. The record is from RefSeq and is a predicted model, not a curated record. NCBI's taxonomy places the organism in Eukaryota, Metazoa, Chordata, Actinopteri, Cyprinodontiformes, Cyprinodontidae. The annotation marks the transcript as partial. Gene Ontology annotation, biological process: transsulfuration. Gene Ontology annotation, cellular component: mitochondrion. The transcript has 2 exons. Gene Ontology annotation, molecular function: thiosulfate-cyanide sulfurtransferase activity.